Messenger RNA from Pteronotus mesoamericanus, 783 nucleotides. It is a transcript of the gene CUNH20orf204, whose product is annotated as chromosome unknown C20orf204 homolog. NCBI's taxonomy places the organism in Eukaryota, Metazoa, Chordata, Mammalia, Chiroptera, Mormoopidae. The transcript is spliced from 4 exons. The coding region runs from base 1 to 783 and encodes 260 amino acids. The record is from RefSeq and is a predicted model, not a curated record.
AUGAUUGAUUUCCAGGCGCAGCCGGACUCCAUCUUGGGGCCAGGGGGUGGGUUUGGGGGCUGGGAGCCUCGAGAUGAGCCCUUGUUUCUCUUCGACGCCGGAGCUCCUGGGGACGGGGGCUUCUGCCCAGCCCCAGGCCGUGGGGCGACGCUGAGGACGGCCUGCGAGGCUGCGGGGGGCCCCCCUGACCCGGCGGCCUUCCAGGUGCCCCCCAAGCCCGCGCUCUGGGCGCUCCUGCUCGCACUGCUGGGACUCGCGCCCGUCCCCGCGCGGCCGCGCGGCUGCAGCGUCCCCGACGUCCUGCGCCACUACCGGGCGGUCAUCCUCGAGGACCUGCAGGCCGCUGUGAGGCGGGCGGGGCUGGGGGCCGCAGGGAGCGGGCCGGGCUCCAGGCACCUCCACCUUCCUCAGAGGAACCAGACAAGAGCUGCGGCCGCCCGGCGGCGGGGUCGGCUGGGACCCUCCUGUGGCGCCCAGAAGGAGCACGGAAUCCUCGCCUCCAUCGCCUCCCUGGGCCAGACCCUGCGCAGCGCAGCGGCCGGGCGUCGCCGCGGGGCCCUGGAGAAAGCAGCUUGGACCGUCGCCUUGCGCACUGAGGCCGUGAUGCGGCGCCACUGCCGGACCCCGCGCCAGCGGAGCCGGCGCCGGCGGCCCCAGACGCACCAGGAGCCACGGCCUCACGGCGGCGGCCGGAGGCGACUUCUGCUGCGAACCUUGAACGCUGUCGCCACCUGCUGGGAGAAGCUCUUCGCGCUGCGCGCUUGGGCCCACGGGAGCCCCUAG